UCAAAAUUUAAAAAUACAUUUAUUAGCCGAGAUGAAAGAUGGAAAACUUUAACGUAUUACUUUUACUUUUGCUGAUGCCAAUCAUCAGAGGAUGCGUGGAGAAUUGGCCCAAGAACAAUACCUGCUGUCCUAAUUACAGAUUUACUGAAACGGGCUGCAUACCCUGUGAGACCGGUACGUAUGGAGUGAACUGUUCUGAGUCCUGUCCUGAUGGCCAAUACGGAGAUAAAUGUUUUUCUAUUUGUAACUGUACAGAGGGAGAGAUUUGUGAUAAAGGGGUGGGGUGUAUCAAUUCACCAACACCAAGAAAUGGUUUAAUUGUUUGUAAAUGUACAAAUGAAAAGAUCUGUGGUGAAGAGGUGGGGUGUGUGGAAGCUGCAAAUACAACAAAUGGUUCAACGGAUGCCAUUGGUGGGAUAACAAGUUUGUACAACGGGUCCAAAGAGCCAAUCUAUACAACUAAGGCAAAAUUUGAUUCAACGGAAGAUACAGAAGCACACGUUAAUCUGGAUGGUGUCCAAAGCAGUGACGUCAUUAUCAUUGGAAGCUCUCUUGUGUCCCUUUGCAUCAUUUCUGUUAUCAGUUAUUUUUUCUAUUCUAAAAGGACUGUAAAAAGAAAACGAAGGAAGAGGGGCAGACCUUUUCCAGCGCCUGAUGUCAGAAACACCGCAGACCACCUCAAGGGAGACGACUGUGUGUAUAAUAAAAUAGAAUCUAUAUAUGUCGAGGAAUCUCCCCUCCCUCUAACAAUCUCCGAUUCACUCUAUGGUCACAAAGAUGAUCCUGUUUAUCAUACUCUUUCUCUAAGACUAGAUCUAAGGAAUGAAAAGUUUCUAGAUCCGCCAUGUAUCUGUAUUGGACCAAGGAAGCCCCACUCAGUAUCCAAUAUCAAUGUUCAUAGCGCGUACGAGGAGCCCUCUAUUAGCAUACUGAAACGUGCUCACUCGGAGGGAGAGUCAGAUUUCUCAAUGAAAACGAAUGAUGAAGGAAGUAAAGGUGAGAACAUUGUAGAUAUUCCACAGAGGAAAAGAUCUCAGAGACAUCUAAAUCAAGACGUCAAUCCCUUAAUAAGUGAAUGUGCCGUUCAAGAUAGGAACAAUACUAUACCUAAAUCGAGUAGGGAAAUUGAAAUAGCCCCAGCAUACGGUGACAAUCCUUAUUUAGGCGAAAAUGAUAAAAGAAUAUUGAAGAGCAACUUUGACGAGCAGCAGUCUACAUUAAAAAUAAAAGCAGGGGAUUCUGCUUUCGUUCAUCAGAUUGAUCAAGUGGACAUGCCUCCAGAGGAUGCAGACCUAGGAAAUUCCAGGGAGAAUGAGGACUAUAAAAUACAAAUUGCUGACGUCUGUGAACAAGAACAAACUAAUGGAGACCGUUGUCGCUUUAUAGAUAUAGAACGGAACGGAAGCCAAUUGUAUGAAGAUGCAAUGAGUUCUUAUCCAAACAAUUCACAUAUCGGCACAACACUGACUGAUGGGGAUUCCAGUACUGAUAUUAUUGAAUAAUAAAGAUAGAGUUGUAUGGAAGUGUCUGAGAGUGACAAAACGUAACAUUAUUUAUAAGAAAUAAAAAUUUUAGUGAAGAGUGAAAUUGGGCAAAACUUAGGAUUCUAUUUAAGCUGCUAUUGUAAGAAUAUCUGAUUGCAUUCCUUUUUAAAAUGAUUAAACUCAGUUUCAAUAUAAUGUAACAAAUAAAAUUUAUAAGCAUAAUAAAAUUUUAGUCUUGGUCGUAAAUUCUUUUGUAAAUUGGGCCCCGGAGUCCGAUGACUAGGUUUCUUACUUGGACAACUGCUUAUUAUCAUUUUAUAUGGACUUACAUCAAAUAUACAAUAGCACAGGAAUUGUUUUAAAAAAUAUGAAAAACCAUUUAAUAAAAUACAUUAUUUAUAAUAAGUUCUGUUAAAAAAAUUUCUAUGAACAUUUUAGAUCAGAUUAUUGAAAGGAAAUAUAAAAUUCUGAAUAAAAAUAAAUUGAGAUUUAUCACUUGACACUUAGCAUAUAAGGAUCAUAUUAGUAUGUUAUUUUGGGAUCAACAAAUGAACAAGCAAUAUAAUCUAUUUUAAAAAGACGAUCCUUUUUACUAGGAAAUAAAUCUAAAUAGAUUUGUACGAAGUUGUGUAAUUUUUUGACUAAGCAUAAAAAUCUUUAUAACCAAUGACAAUUCAUAAAGGAAAUGAGAAACAAUUUUGCUUUUUUUCCUCUGCGUACCCGGAAAUUUAUCUGACAAUAGAUGGUUUGACUUUAAAACUAGGUCUCAAGAAUGCACGAAGAAGGACAAAAAUUAAUAAACCUACGACUUUGCUAAUAAAUGUGUAUUUUUUCCACUUUUUCACGAGGGCCGACCCUCUGAUGAGAGAGAGUAAAAGUUCUCAUUUUUACAAUUGUAGGUCGCCUUAC
This is a messenger RNA of Saccostrea cuccullata (small rock oyster), 2393 nucleotides long. RefSeq names its product multiple epidermal growth factor-like domains protein 10. The coding region runs from base 39 to 1502 and encodes 487 amino acids. The transcript is spliced from 6 exons. The record is from RefSeq and is a predicted model, not a curated record. NCBI's taxonomy places the organism in Eukaryota, Metazoa, Mollusca, Bivalvia, Ostreida, Ostreidae.